Messenger RNA from Brienomyrus brachyistius, 2181 nucleotides. RefSeq names its product zinc finger protein 862-like. NCBI's taxonomy places the organism in Eukaryota, Metazoa, Chordata, Actinopteri, Osteoglossiformes, Mormyridae. The transcript is spliced from 5 exons. The record is from RefSeq and is a predicted model, not a curated record. The coding region runs from base 297 to 1718 and encodes 473 amino acids.
GCUCGAAAUUGCGACCAUUUUGGUCGCAUAUGCUCCCGAAAUUUCAUCUAUGCGACCUCAAAAUAUAUUUGGGAGCAUUGGUGCGAGUGCAUGUAAUUGUUGUCGUGCUACCUGUUUUAACUUCUCUAAAAAAUGUUAACAGUAUAUGUGUGUUCUGUGUGCUGAAUGCUGAUACGGUGACCGUUCUGCCAUUUGAGAUUUUAGAUUGGUUAAUAAUAGCUGUCAAUCACUCAGUCAGGUGACGGCGCGAACUACAGCGGGGAAAUAUAAAUAUAAAGAGGUGAAGAAGCGGGAAAAUGAAAAGAACACUGACAGAUUUCUUUUGCAAACCACCUAAAGUUACAAAUAAUGGCGCUGGUGAUAGUGAUCAUGUGGUGAAUGUUGAUUCACCAGCCGAAAAGAAGGCGUACAGUUUUCGGAGAGAAUGGUUGAAAGACUUCGAGUGGCUCCGCUAUGAAAAUGGCUCUAUGCACUGCAUUCACUGUAAAACCUGUGGGACGGAGUUUGCAGGUAACACAGCGUUCGCCACUGAAUCUACGCACUUUAAGCGCGAGAGCUUGGUCAAACACGGUGAGAGUGCCAAACACAAGAAAUGCAGGGACAAAUGUGUGGCAAAAACUUCAGUAUCAUCAGGUUCGAUCGUUAAGGCUUUUAAUCGUCAGGAUACUGCCAGCCGUUCCGCGCAGUUAGCAGAACUGAACGUAAAAUUUAACACCGCAUACACUAUCGCCAAAGAAGAGCUCGCAUUCACUAAAUUUAAACCCAUGUUGCAGCUAAUGAAAAAGAACGGUAUUGCAAUUAACAUGACAUAUGCAAAUGACAAGUCAUGCGCCAAUAUCAUCGGCGUAAUAGCAGAUACCAUCCGUGAGAACACUGCCGUUAAAGUAUCAUCAGCCCAGUACAUCUCAUUCAUGAUCGAUGGAGACACCGACCUGUCUGUCAAGGAGUGCGUGAUUGUGUAUGUCCGCAUCCUGCUUGACGGACAACCCACGACCAUCCUCAUCGGGCAUGUUGAGGUGGAACAUGCUAAUGCUGAUGGAAUCUAUGCAGCCUCCAAGUCAGCAUUUGCUGGUCUUGGGGACUCGUGCCACAACUGGAUGCAGAAGACAGUGGCUAUGGGAGCUGAUGGAGCAGCUGUGAAUCUUGGGAAGAAGGGAGGUGUAUCAGUGAAACUCCAAGAGGAGGCAGGAAAGCAUAUCAUCCCAUUUCACUGCAUGCCUCAUAGAUUGGAGCUUGCCCUACUCUCUGCUCAGAAGGAUUCACCUUGGGUAGGCAAUGUGUACAACCUGCUCCACUUAAUUUGGAAGACCUAUCACUUCAGCUCUAAAUCCAGAAGGGAAUUAAAACGCCUUGGAGUCGAACUGGGUGUAUCGGUGAACAAUCCAGGUGGUGUCAAGGGCACAAGAUGGUUGCCACAUGUGUCCAGGGCAUUGGAUGUGCUCCUGAAGCAAGAGAAGAAGGAGGGGACCCUGGAAGAUUCUGGGCAGUACACAGCAGUAUAUGCUCAUAUGGACCACCUGGCUGCUUCAUCAACAAAUGCUGAUAUAGCUGGCAGAGCAAAGCAUAUCAAGGAGACAAUGGAGGAUGGCUCAUUUCUGGCUUUCUGCCAUUUCUUGGCAGAUUUAUUUUCUGCCAUCAGUAAAUACAGCUUGUUACUUCAAAGAAAUGAUGUGAUCCUCCCCCAGGUCAGGAGAAACAUGGAAUGGACACUUCAGUAACCAAAGCAGUCAAAUGUUUUCACGUGUUCAACCAUGAUGUUUGGCCAGAGACAGCAGAGGAGUUGGUUGAUUAUGGAAUAGAGGAGGUGACUUUCCUGUUGGACCAUUUUCAACAUGUACUGGAAAGGUUAAUAUUCAAAAUACAGACUUCUGAUUGUUUGUGUUAAAAGCUUUAACAUUAAAAAACCAACCAGUGACACUUGGAUUGUAUUUCAUUAAGGAACGGCUGUGACUGUGCCCUUGCCAUGGAGGAGUUCCAGACCUUGAAAACCCUAGUGUUCAUGUCUUUUAAAGACAAGAGCUAUCACAGGUUAUGGGAAGUCCUUCUAACCAAGGAACCCUAUUCCUCAGAUUUACAGGUAGGCUAAGCAAAUUAAUGUCACAGUAGUUAGAUUAUCAAUGUAUUUUAGGCUAAAUACUUCUACCCUGACAAUGAAAUUAAAAUUAUUUUUAUUUCAGAACA